Ananas comosus (pineapple) is the source of this 2287-nucleotide messenger RNA. Its product is annotated as probable sugar phosphate/phosphate translocator At3g17430. Bases 729 to 1856 code for a protein of 375 amino acids. Gene Ontology annotation, cellular component: Golgi apparatus; endosome; trans-Golgi network. The transcript is spliced from 12 exons. Gene Ontology annotation, molecular function: antiporter activity. The record is from RefSeq and is a predicted model, not a curated record. Lineage: Eukaryota; Viridiplantae; Streptophyta; Magnoliopsida; Poales; Bromeliaceae.
AUUCCCUUCUUCGCCCCAGUCACCAAGGUUCUGUCGGACUCCCCCCCUUUCUCCCUUCUCGAUCCUCCCAUCGCUCUCUCCGAGCUCUGAGGAUGCCCUAGCACCGUCGCCCCGCCAGUGCUCCGCCCGGACCACCUCUCGCCAGGCUGCUCCGUCAAGCUCCCCCCUUCCUCAACUUGCUGCCGCCGCCUAUCUCUCGUUUAUUUUUGUAAAGUUGCCAUUUUUACUGCCUUCCCUGUUAACUACUACUACUUAUUCUUCCAGUAUAAAGAUAGGCGUUGAAAGUAACUCGUAGAUCAACUGUGCUGGAUCUGGAGUAGAGAGCGAUAGCGGGAAUCUACAAAACACAUGCGAUAUGUUGAAUAAGUAUUGAAGGUUAUUAUAUAAAUACAGCUAUGUGAAUUCCUAUAUAAAGAAAAAACACAAACACACAAUUACCAAGCAGAGAAACAAUUAUGGAUCAUUGAGAAACUUGAAAUGUAGAAGAGCGGAAAUUGCAUUUUUAAUUUUACAACUCUAAUUGACUUGGCAAUUAGAGGCCCAAUGGAGUUAUCUUGAAAGGUGAUAGGUUUUAUACUCUCGCGAGUUUAUUUGAGUAGUCUAGAGCGUGGAGACUUGCAAGCAGAUAGGAUAAUAUUACUUCUUUGCAGCAUUAAAAUAUAUACCAACAUGAUAGUUCUGGCAUGAAAAGAGGUUGGCUUUGUUGAUCAAGUACUAAUCCAAGUAAUAUGGGGGGAAACAAAAUGAUCAACGGACAACUCCUGCUGACUUACUUUUACCUAUUUGUUUACAUUUGCCUCUCAUCAGGAGUUAUCUUGUAUAACAAGUGGGUCCUAUCUCCAAAAUAUUUCAAUUUCCCUUAUCCUAUUACUCUAACUAUGAUUCACAUGGGGUUUUCUGGUGCUAUAGCAUUCUGUCUUGUUCGUGUUUUCAAGGUUGUUCCACCUGUCAAGAUGACUUUUCAAAUAUAUGCAACAUGUGUGAUUCCCAUUAGUGCCUUCUUUGCAUCGAGUCUUUGGUUCGGCAACACAGCCUACUUGUACAUAUCCGUGGCAUUUAUUCAGAUGCUUAAGGCGUUAAUGCCUGUAGCGACAUUCCUUAUGGCUGUUGUAUGUGGUACUGACAAACUAAGAUGUGACGUCUUCUUCAACAUGGUGCUAGUUAGUGUUGGUGUCGUAGUUUCGUCUUAUGGAGAAAUUCAUUUUAAUGUGAUUGGCACGGUUUACCAAGUAACUGGGAUAUUUGCGGAAGCCUUAAGGCUGGUUUUGACUCAAGUCCUCCUUCAGAAGAAAGGCUUGACUUUAAAUCCUAUCACAAGUUUGUAUUACAUAGCCCCUUGCAGCUUCCUCUUUCUGUUUGUACCUUGGUAUGCUUUGGAGAAACCUGGGAUGGACAUGUCACAUAUUCAGUUCAAUUUCUGGAUAUUCUUCUCAAAUGCUCUUUGUGCAUUAGCUUUGAAUCUCUCCAUAUUCCUAGUAAUUGGUAGAACAGGGGCAGUCACCAUACGAGUUGCUGGUGUUCUGAAGGACUGGAUACUGAUUGCCCUUUCGACGAUUUUAUUUCCUGAAUCUACUAUUACAGGGCUCAACAUCAUUGGCUAUGGAAUUGCUCUGUGCGGUGUAGUGAUGUACAACUACUUGAAGGUUAAGGAUGUGCGAGCAUCCAAUCAACUUCCUUCUGAGAGCAUCCCUGACAGAGCCAUGAAGGAUUGGAAGUUGGAUAAAAAGUCGUCAGAUAUAUACAAUGAUAAUGUCGACAGUAAUACUGGAGUGAGCAAUUUUGGAAGCAAUUCUGUUUCAGAGUCAAUAGUGGGUGAUGAGGAAGCACCCCUAGUUCCUUCAUCAAAGCUGUCCUAGAGCUGAAUCGGCAGCCGCACUGUUAACAAGUUCUUUUCUUAGGAUGAUAAAGAGCAGUUCUUCUGAAUAGGCCCAUUCUUUUUUUUUAUUUUUUUUUUGGCGGGGGGUGGAGAAACCCAUUCAGGGGGUAUCCAUAUUACAUCAUGGAGUCUAUGAUUUUCAUUGUCUUGCAUCUUCGUCCUUCUUUUCCCCCAUCGAAGGCUUAAAGGUCAAUCUGUGUGCACAGACAUUGCUGUGAAUUUUACAUGGCGGCAAUGGUGGGGAUGUGAGUUUACAAUAGAUGGUGUGGCGGAGUAUGUGUCCUGAAUGUCAAUAUAUGUUACAUUACCAGCCUUAAUUUUUGUCUCAAAAGAUGCAGUAAUGAUUGAAGGGAUAGUAUGAGGCUCUUGGUUCUUUUGAUUAGUCCUCUAAUCGAAUCUUUUUUUUUUUUU